Molecule: messenger RNA, 5979 nt
Organism: Leopardus geoffroyi (Geoffroy's cat)
Lineage: Eukaryota; Metazoa; Chordata; Mammalia; Carnivora; Felidae
Gene: SLITRK5
Product: SLIT and NTRK like family member 5
Exons: 3
Coding region: 794-3670 (958 amino acids)
Biological process (GO): axonogenesis; positive regulation of synapse assembly; regulation of presynapse assembly
Cellular component (GO): membrane
Molecular function (GO): protein binding
Source: RefSeq, a predicted model, not a curated record
CUCUGAGUAUUUUAGAGCCGCCAGGCUGCCGGGACACGCCACAGGCGUAAAACAACGCUGCUCCUGUCCCCCCCCAGGCCCCCUAAAGGAUGUCGGAGAUAGAGAGUUCCAAAUAAUGACGAUCGUGCGCCGCAUCUGGGGAAAGGAUGAGAAAAACCUCUGCAAACACCGGGAGCGAUGAAACUGCCAAGAGGAUGCGGGAACCGUACAAAUACUAAUUAGGGGCCGCCGCGGCGGUGGACAGAGAGAGGGGACAGCGGCGGCGGGAUCCCGGCGCGGUGGUCGCCACUACGCGGGGGGUGGAGGACGGCGCAGGAGCCGUAGCCACCCCAGGAGUAGCCAAGGGGCCGAUGCCACCUUUGCUCGCCCCCUCACUACCAUGUACAGUGUGCGCUGCAAGAAGAAGGCGGGCGAUGCAUGCACACCCCCGCGCCCCGCUCCCUCUGGCUAGUCCCCAGGCGUGCGCCACUGACCAGGGGGGAAUGUGGUGAAGACGGCGAGGAGGAGAGCUGAGGGGGGAGGGGAGGGGCGGCCAGCGCGAACCCAGGCCCGAGGGUUCGUGGAGUCGGAGGCUGGAGGGGGCGGCGGCUGCUGCUGGCUUGGAGAAAGUUGCCCCUUAUGCAGAUGGCAACUUGUUCUUUAGGUUCCCACCCUGGCAUUUCCAGCGACGGUUUAAAAUAGCCCAAGUAUUGUGACUCCUUGCUUUUCUGUGAAAAAUGGGAGACCUUCACGGUGAACUGUUAACUGAGGAGGUUCUGAAAGAAAGGCAGACGGGUUUGCUAUAGGAGGUAAAAUGCACACUUGCUGCCCCCCAGUAACUUUGGAACAGGACCUUCACAGAAAAAUGCAUAGCUGGAUGCUGCAGAGUCUAGCGUUUGCUCUAACAUCUCUCGUCCUUUCGUGUGCAGAAACCAUCGAUUAUUAUGGGGAAAUCUGUGACAAUGCAUGUCCUUGUGAGGAAAAGGACGGCAUUUUAACUGUGAGCUGUGAAAACCGGGGGAUCAUCAGCCUCUCUGAAAUUAGCCCUCCCCGUUUCCCAGUCUACCACCUCCUGUUGUCUGGAAACCUUUUGAACCGUCUCUAUCCCAAUGAGUUUGUCAAUUACACCGGGGCUUCAAUUUUGCAUCUGGGUAGCAACGUUAUCCAGGACAUUGAGACUGGGGCUUUCCACGGGCUGCGGGGUUUAAGGAGAUUGCAUCUGAACAAUAAUAAACUGGAACUUCUGCGAGAUGAUACCUUCCUCGGCCUGGAGAGCCUGGAGUACCUACAGGUCGAUUACAAUUACAUCAGUGUCAUUGAACCCAAUGCUUUUGGGAAACUGCAUUUGUUGCAGGUGCUUAUCCUCAAUGACAAUCUCUUGUCCAGUUUACCCAACAACCUCUUCCGUUUUGUGCCCUUAACGCACUUGGACCUGCGGGGGAACCGGCUGAAACUUCUGCCCUAUGUGGGGCUGUUGCAGCACAUGGAUAAAGUUGUGGAGUUACAGCUGGAAGAAAACCCCUGGAAUUGCUCCUGCGAGCUGAUCUCUCUCAAGGAUUGGUUGGACAGUAUCUCCUACUCGGCCCUGGUGGGGGAUGUGGUUUGUGAGACCCCCUUCCGCUUACACGGCCGGGAUUUGGACGAGGUGUCCAAGCAGGAACUUUGCCCAAGGAAACUUAUUUCAGAUUAUGAGAUGAGGCCACAGACGCCUUUGAGCACCACGGGGUAUCUACACACUACCCCAGCCUCGGUGAAUUCCGUGGCCACUUCUUCCUCAGCUGUUUACAAACCCCCCUUAAAGCCCCCUAAGGGGACCCGCCAACCCAACAAGCCCAGAGUGCGCCCCACCUCUCGGCAGCCCUCCAAGGACUUGGGCUACAGCAACUAUGGCCCCAGCAUCGCCUACCAGACCAAAUCUCCGGUGCCUUUGGAGUGUCCCACCGCGUGCACUUGCAACCUACAAAUCUCCGAUCUGGGCCUCAACGUCAACUGCCAGGAGCGCAAAAUCGAGAGCAUCGCGGAGCUGCAGCCCAAGCCCUACAACCCCAAGAAGAUGUAUCUGACGGAGAACUACAUUGCGGUUGUGCGCAGGAGCGACUUCCUGGAGGCUACGGGGCUGGACCUCCUACACCUGGGCAACAACCGAAUCUCCAUGAUCCAGGACCGCGCUUUCGGCGAUCUCACCAACCUGAGGCGCCUCUACCUAAAUGGCAACAGGAUUGAGAGGCUGAGCCCGGAGUUGUUCUAUGGCCUGCAAAGCCUGCAGUAUCUCUUCCUCCAGUACAAUCUCAUACGUGAGAUUCAGUCUGGGACUUUCGACCCGGUCCCAAACCUCCAGCUGCUAUUUCUGAAUAACAACCUCCUGCAGGCCAUGCCCUCAGGCGUCUUCUCAGGCCUGACCCUUCUCAGGCUGAACCUAAGGAGUAACCAUUUCACCUCCUUGCCCGUGAGUGGAGUUCUGGACCAACUCAAGUCACUCAUCCAAAUCGACCUGCAUGACAACCCUUGGGAUUGUACCUGCGACGUGGUGGGCAUGAAGCUUUGGGUCGAACAGCUCAAAGUGGGUGUCUUGGUGGAUGAGGUCAUCUGCAAGGCGCCCAAGAAGUUUGCGGAGACCGAUAUGCGCUCCAUUAAGUCAGAGCUGCUGUGUCCAGACUACUCUGACGUGGUGGUUUCCACGCCCACGCCCUCUUCCAUCCAGGUCCCGGCGAGGACCAGCGCGGUGACCCCCGCGGUCCGGUCGAACAGCACCGGGGCCCCCGCGGGCUUGGGCGCGGGGGGAGGUGCGUCGUCGGUGCCCCUGUCGGUGCUGAUUCUCAGCCUGCUGCUGGUUUUUAUCAUGUCCGUCUUCGUGGCCGCCGGGCUCUUCGUGCUGGUUAUGAAGCGCAGGAAGAAGAACCAGAGCGACCACACCAGCACCAACAACUCCGACGUGAGCUCCUUCAACAUGCAGUACAGCGUAUACGGCGGCGGCGGCGGCGCGGGAGGCCACCCGCACGCGCACGUGCACCACCGCGGGCCCGCGCUGCCCAAGGUGAAGACGCCCGCGGGCCACGUGUACGAGUACAUCCCCCAUCCACUGGGCCACAUGUGCAAAAACCCCAUCUACCGCUCCCGAGAGGGCAACUCCGUGGAGGAUUACAAAGACCUGCACGAGCUCAAGGUCACCUACAGCAGCAACCACCACCUGCAGCAGCAGCCGCCGCCGCCGCCGCCGCCGCCGCAGCCGCAGCAGCAGCCCCCGCCGCCUCUGCAGCUGCAGCCGGGGGAGGAGGAGAGGCGGGAAAGCCACCACUUGCGGAGUCCCGCCUAUAGCGUCAGCACCAUCGAGCCCCGGGAGGACCUACUGUCGCCGGUGCAGGACGCCGACCGCUUUUACAGGGGCAUUUUAGAACCAGACAAACACUGCUCCACCACCCCCGCCGGCAACAGCCUCCCGGAAUAUCCCAAAUUCCCGUGCAGCCCCGCUGCUUACACUUUCUCCCCAAACUAUGACCUGAGACGCCCCCAUCAGUAUUUGCACCCGGGGGCAGGGGACAGCAGGCUGCGGGAACCGGUGCUCUACAGCCCCCCCAGUGCUGUCUUUGUAGAACCCAACCGGAACGAGUAUCUGGAGUUAAAAGCAAAACUAAACGUUGAGCCGGACUACCUCGAAGUGCUGGAAAAACAGACCACAUUUAGCCAGUUCUAAAAGCAGAGAAACUCCCUGGGAGCUUUUGCAUUUAAAACAAACAAGCAAGCCGACACACGCGGGGAACGCAUUUGAUUAAUUGUGUUGUUUCAGCGUUUAGGGUGAAGUGCCUUGGCACGAGAUUCUCAGCUUGGGCGGAAGAUACUGAAAGGGUGUGCACUUUCCUUUCAAUUUUUACACGUGGGGGAGACAUUUGUGUAAACUGGGCACAUCGAUUUCUCUUCUCUUCUCUUCUUGUGGGGGAGGGGAGCAGAAGGGUUUACGGAGGGCCGUUUGCUGCGCAAGUGACUUGCUGACGGUGGCGGUUGUUCUUGUGGUGGUUGGAAGUGCCAUUAAGAACGGUGGAAGAUAGCAGCGCAGAGAUUCUACUCUUCCUCUUUUGUUCCCUUUCCCUCCUCUUCUUCCCGCGCCCCUUUAAGCCAUGGGUGGGUCUAAAUGGCUUUUGUGGAGAGAUUAGCACACCCCAACUUUAGUAGAAAGUUUGUUCUCUCUCUGUCCUUCCCCCUCCCCCUCCUCUCUCUUUCUCUGCCUCCCUGCCUUCCUCCCUCCUAUCUCAUUACUUUUCCUUUCUUUUUAAAGGAUGUGUUUGUAUGCAUUCUGGACAUUUGAAUUAAAAAACAAAAGUAUUGUGAUCUGGAAAAUGAUCACCAUAGAUGUGGACAAAUCAUUAAAAUUACAGAGCUAUAUGAUCCAUAAUUGAUUAGUCAAAAUAACUUAUUGAUGAAAUAUACAAAUAUUUUAUUGUAGCACCUAUUUUUAUACACACAUUUAGCAUUUCUCUUUCCUUCACUAUUUAGCCUAUGAUUUUCACAGAGGUGUCGCACUAUAUUAGGACCUGCAUUUCCAAAACAGGAGUGAUAUCAGGAAGGCAUUUUAAAUCACUAAAAAUGUGGAGAACUUAAUGGGAAAAUCGUAAAGCCAAUGCAACCCACCCGAUUGGAUCUGUCAUUUAAAAAAAGAAAAAAAUAAUAACGGAUUGUAUCCCAAUGUAUAAAGGAAAAAAAAAUUAGGGCAAUUAAUUGGGCCAUUUGAGUAAGAAUCGUGUGCAAGUUUCUGGUUUUAUUAGAGAAGAUUUAAAAGUAUUUUUAUUAGUCAACCAAAAUGAUGUAUUGAUUUGACUACUAUUGUAGCCGAUUUUUGAUUGUUUAACCAAACCCAGUUGCAUUUGUACAGAUCCACAUGUACUGGCACCUCAGAAGACCAAAUGAUGGACUGUACAAAUCUCUAUACGAUGUCUUUAUCCCUCUGGGCAGCAAGCAAUGAUGAUGACCACAAACAGGAUCUCUGUAAGAUGGGGCUACUGUUGUUACAGUCUCAUAUGUAUCCCAGCACAUGUAAUUUUUUAAAUAGUUUCUGAAUAAACACUUGAUAACUAUGUCAAAUAUGAGGGACUGAAGUAAUGAUUACUUGAGGUGCAAAAGACGUAGUUACGUGUGAUUGACUGAAUCUCCAUUAUUAACAAUUAGGACAUAGUAGCUAACUUUUAUUCCUAAUAUGAAAAAAUUUCCCCAAUUAUCAAAUUUGAAUAUAUGUAUAUAUGUAAAAUUCUCCUUUGCAAAUUCAGGGAAUUAUGUUUUCCUAAAGGUGGCAUUAAUGUCUUUAUUAAUGAAACUUCAAUUGUAUACUUUCUUUCCUUACUGAAGUAUUCUUCUAAUACAUGGACCGUGGUAAGUAAUAUAUUGCCUAUUCGUUUUUCUCCCAAUGAUAUAUAUUUUAUGUCAGUAUUAUUUAUUCAGUCUACAAUGCUCAUAGUUUCCUAAUUUCCCCGUAUUCCCAUAGUUUUCCUAAUUUUAACUUGUGUAAAACUACCUUCAAUGAUUAUGAUGGGUACUUUAUCUCAAGUUGAUCUAUAUAUCCUAAAUGUUCGAAAUGUUGGUGGGUGUAAGCUGUUCACCUCUGAGGAAGGUUUGCCAAUGAAUUUAGAUUAGUAUUUAAGAGUAGGAAAUGUUUGAGUGAAUCUGAAACUUAAAGAGCCAUGUGCUUCAUCGCUAUUAGUGGAUCUUCCCAGAAUCUCACCUGAAAUGUGUAAAAUAUCAAGGGCUGUUCAUGAACUUUCUGUUUAAGGAACACUUUCCAUGGCAUUCUGCCACAAAGAGGCAGCAUUCACCCAUGAGUAAAUUGACAGUAACUGCUUGAAUUCAGAUUGAACAGGUGGUAACAAUUUCCCUGAGGAAUUAAAAAAAAAAAAUUACUAAUGCUACAUCGGUCAAGUGAAGUAAACUAUCCCCAUUCUGUGUAACAUCUUCCCUUUCCCAAAUUUUUUUCAAAGGGGAAAGGAACAAGCUUAAUAAUGCCAUGAUAUUAUCAUG